AUGGAUAAACGGUGUGUUUGGAUGCUAGUGGUGUCAUUACUAAUAUUCCGAUUGGAUUUAAUAUAUUCUUCACCAGUCAAAUUACUCGUGGACAAUUCUCUGUCGGAUAAUUCCAAUUCGGACAAGUUACUCUCCGAUGAAUUACUUUCCGACGAUUCAGAAAUUAUGGUUGGUCCAGAUGAUAUCCACGAUGACCAGACAGUAGAAGAAAGAAAAGUUGUAUGGUCGACAUUACAACUAUUAGAAACUCGUAUAGCUCGUCAAAAACACAAACCAAUACAAAAAAACAGACCUGUAUCCAAAACAACCAACCUCCUAUUUGAAGGUGACAUCAUGCUGCGACCAUCAGAGGCAGUAGAAAAGGUGGAAGAAAAUUCUGAACGACAGAAACGAAAGAUGACUUCUAAGGAUUAUAAAAUGUGGGAUUUCCCCAUUCCUUACAGAUUCGAUACGAAAGGGAAAGCAAUUCAUGAUGAGGUAGAGAAGAGCCAUAUCCGGAAGGCGAUCAGACACUGGGAAGGCAGGACGUGUAUCACAUUUGAAGAAGUAGAUGCUAACUAUACAGCCAUGAAGCCAGUCAUAUUGUUUAAAAAAGACAUUGGAUGUUGGUCCUACGUAGGAAAGGAGAAGGCUUUUAGAGAACAAGAAGUCUCAAUUGGUGCUGGCUGUUUCAAUGUUGGAACCAUCAUUCACGAAAUAGGUCACGCCAUUGGAUUCUGGCACGAGCAAUCUCGACCAGACAGAGACGAUCACGUGACUGUGCUGUAUGAAAAUGUCAAAUAUGGCAAGGAUUAUAACUUUGUGGAAGAAUCCUGGCGUGACGUCAUUAAUCUGGGUAUACCUUAUGAUAGUGGAUCCAUCAUGCAUUACAAAUCAACUGAAUAUUCGUACAAUGAUCAGGUGAUGACGAUUAAAACAAUAGAUCCUUUACUCCAGAGAGUGCUAGGUCAGAGGGUGGAGUUAUCGUUCUUUGAUACCAAACUAGCCAACCUGGCCUACUGUAACAAGAAAUGUCCACAAGCACUAACAGAAAACAACUGUCGACAUGAUGGAUACACAGAUCCUCUCAACUGUAACAGAUGUAGGUGUCCGGAAGGUCUGCGUGGAGCCCAGUGCGAGACCGUGGCUCCUGCUCUCGGAGAGCCAUGUGGAGGGACAUUACAGAUUGAAGGUACAGAAACGUAUAAAAUAACAACACCUGGAUUUCCUUAUAACUUUCGUCCUGGACAACGCUGCUAUUGGUUGAUCAAGGCUAAAAAAGGCAAAUCAGUCUACCUGAAUGUUUCCAGUAAGAAUUUUAUGUUCACACCCAACUGUUCCAACUCGACACGAAUACCAUGUACUGAAGAUUUCCUGGAAGUCAAAUACCAUACUAGUUUUGGUGGAACUGGUGCACGGUUUUGCUGUACCGUACCUCCCAACAAGAUUAUUGUCUCAGAGGGCAAUGAGAUGCUAGUCAUAUUUCGAUCUACUUCCGGUGGUUAUGGUGGGUUCCAGGCUUCCGUUUCAUCCGAAUCAUGUGGAGGCUGUACGACCGAUGAACCGUUAGAACAGAAGGCGUGUGUCAGACAUGUCACUAGGUCAUGCAUACAGGAGUGGCAAGUGAGAGUGAAGGAAGAGUGCCCUGUUUUUUUCAUACCCCCUGGGGCUGAUUGUGGUGGAUAUGUAAACAAAACGAUGAGAAGAAAGUCGACGUGUGAUGAAGAAGAAAAAUAUUGCUGUGGAAACAGGAAGUUGGUAGAUGGCAAGUGUAUUGCAUCGCAGAGGCGGAUUGCAGCACCACCAACAACCACGACACAAAGAGUUAAAGUGUCUAACCAUGUGGUAGUGAACUAUUCCGAGACCAAUAUCAGCAACGACGUAAAUGUCGGAUGGUCGGAUUGGACGGACUUGACGCAAUGCUCGCGACAGUGUGGUGGGUGUGGGAGAAAGAAGGUGCGGCGGACUUGCGACUAUCCUACAAGCUGUGGUGGUAAAAGUUUAGAAGAAAAGACGGUAACGUGUAAUAUUGAGAAGUGUAAGAUUAGUUUGGUUACUCUGUGUAACCAAGUGAGAAGAGUAGAGUAUAGAUGUGGUUUGUUCUGGCCACUGAAAACAUGUACGAGAUAUCAGUCGUAUUUAUCUGUGUGUCAAUCAUAUUGUUGUCAAGGUUUCAAACAAACAGUUAACGGAACCUGUAUCCUAGCAACCUGA
Lottia gigantea (owl limpet) is the source of this 2193-nucleotide messenger RNA. RefSeq lists its product as hypothetical. Gene Ontology annotation, molecular function: metalloendopeptidase activity; zinc ion binding. Bases 1 to 2193 code for a protein of 730 amino acids. Gene Ontology annotation, biological process: proteolysis; molting cycle, collagen and cuticulin-based cuticle. The transcript has 15 exons. The record is from RefSeq and is a predicted model, not a curated record. Lineage: Eukaryota; Metazoa; Mollusca; Gastropoda; Lottiidae.